CCCAAAACCAGAAACACAAGAGAAAGAAAUGGUGAAAAUAGGGCAUUUUCCUCUCCAAUCUUCAAAACCCUAGUAUUGUGUCUGGUACAGUCACAUUAAACCCAUCCCACUCACUUCAACACCAUGGAAACGACGACGGAUUCUCCCCCGGAAACUUCCGACCAACACCUCCAGAAUGCCACCUCAGACUCCUCCUCCCCCGACAACCACCUCUCGCCGCCGCAGCCGCCGCCCGAAACCCCCGUCUUUUCCGAACCACCAGCCACCGACCAACCCAAGAAACGACGCCGCAGGAAGAAACAGUUCCCGGAGAUGAUCUCGUCCUCCGCCGCCGCCAUUAACCGGAUCAUCCGCGCCCGCGAGAGAUCCACGGACGACGCUGUUGAGAUCGACGACGAUGCCCCGUCAAAAAACCGCCGCCGCCGCCGUCGCGCCUCCGAUCCCGACAGCGGAGUCGACACCGAGGCCCUCAUCGCGAUCUCCGUCGGGUUCCCUGUCGACUCCCUCACCGAGGAGGAGAUCGAGGCCAACGUCGUCUCCCAGAUCGGCGGCGCCGAGCAGCGCAACUACAUCGUCGUGCGGAACCACAUCCUUGCCCGCUGGCGGUCGAACGUGUCCAUGUGGAUGACGGAGAGCCACGCGCUCGAGUCGAUCCGAGCUGAGCACCGAGGGCUAGUCGACUCAGCCUACCGGUUCCUCCUCCACCACGGCUACAUCAACUUCGGCCUCGCCCCACCGAUCGUGAAAGAGAAAGCGAGCCCGCCGGAGGGCCCAUGCAAGGGUAAUAUCGUCAUUGUCGGAGCCGGUAUAGCCGGAUUAGUCGCCGCUAGGCAACUGAUAUUUUUAGGGUUCAAGGUUGUGGUUUUGGAAGGCAGAAACAGGCCAGGUGGCAGGGUUAAGACGAAGAAGAUGACAGGUGGCGGUGGAGCCGCGGCUGCCGCCGACUUAGGCGGCAGCGUUCUUACCGGAAUCAACGGCAACCCGCUCGGUGUCCUCGCAAGGCAACUAGGGUUUCCGCUUCACAAGGUGAGGGAUAUAUGCCCGUUGUAUUUACCUAGUGGGAAAACAGUGAAUUCGGAGACCGAUUCGAAAGUUGAGGUUUCGUUUAAUAAGUUGUUAGAUAGGGUUUGUAAGCUUAGGCAAGCGAUGAUGGAGGAGGUUAAGUCGGCAGAUGUUAGCUUAGGGACCGCGUUAGAAGCCUUUCGUCGUGUUUAUAAUGUCGCGGAGGAUCCCCAAGAGCGAAUGCUCUUGAAUUGGCACCUCGCGAAUUUAGAAUACGCGAAUGCUACGUUGAUGUCGAAUUUGUCGAUGGCGUUUUGGGAUCAAGAUGAUCCGUAUGAGAUGGGGGGUGAUCAUUGUUUCAUUCCCGGAGGGAACGAGAGGUUUAUUAGGGCAUUGGCGGAGGACCUACCGAUUUUUUACAACCGGAGAGUGGAGAGCGUUAGGUAUGGAGCUGAUGGUGUUUUGGUCUAUGCUAAUGGGCAAGGGUAUAGAGGAGACAUGGUUCUUUGUACAGUUCCGUUAGGUGUGCUUAAAAAAGGAUCGAUUGAGUUUGUACCGGAACUCCCACAAAGAAAGAAAGAUGCUAUUGAGAGGUUAGGGUUUGGGUUGCUAAAUAAGGUGGCUAUGUUGUUUCCUCAUGACUUUUGGGGUGGGGAGAUUGAUACGUUUGGACAUUUGACGGAAGACUCUUCUAUGAGGGGCGAAUUCUUUUUAUUUUACAGUUAUUCUUCAGUAUCGGGUGGUCCGCUUCUUGUUGCUCUUGUUGCCGGAGAGGCUGCCAUUAAAUUCGAAAAGAUGUCCCCAGUGGAAUCUGUUGAUAGGGUUUUGGAAAUAUUGAGGGGUAUAUUUAACCCGAAAGGGAUUUCUGUUCCCAAUCCACUUCAGGCGGUUUGUACCCGUUGGGGACAAGACCAAUAUGCUUAUGGGUCCUAUUCGUAUGUUGCAAUUGGUGCUGCAGGUGAUGAUUAUGAUAUACUUGCUGAAAGUAUGGGAAAUGGGAGAGUGUUUUUUGCUGGAGAAGCGACUAACAAGCAGUAUCCAGCAACGAUGCACGGAGCUUUUCUCAGUGGGAUGAGAGAGGCGGCUAAUAUAUUGAGAGUCGCCAAGCAGAGGUCAUUAGGUCCGGAAGUAAAACCAAGCAAUGUUAUUAGGGAAAGUGGCGAUGAUGUUAAAUUGUUUGAGACCCCGGACCUUAAAUUUGGUAGCUUCUCUGUCUUGUUCGAUCCUAGGUCUAAUGAUCUCGAAUCUAGUUCCUUGUUACAAGUUGCAUUCAAAGGUGAGAAACUGGAUUCAGGUUGUUUGUAUCUUUAUGGAUUGAUUCAAAGGAAGCAGGUUGUCGAACUCAGUCAGGUGGAUGGAGAUGUUAACCGGGUGAAACUUUUGAAUGGUGAGUUUCGGGUGAAAUUGGUAGGGAGAGAGAGUCUGUGUAGUGCUGCGGAAUCUCUUAUUGUUUGCAUUAGAUCGGUUAGAUCUGGCUUAAAUCGAGAAUAAGCUGAGAGAAGUUCUCAUUUGGGAGUUCAUUUCUGUUCACAACGGAUUGACUUGAAAUAACUCUCGGACGAUUUGGUUUUUUCUGAUCAUACUUGUCUGUACAGUAGUAACACAUUUCAGCGAUGGCGUCGUUAGAUUCAGAUUAGACAACCAUUUUUUAAUGCCUACAACUUUACUGGCAAUUAACUUGAUGUUAUUUAUUUCCUCUGUCCGCAUUGUUGUACCAUCCAUCCUUGUGUAUCAUAUGAAAAAUCACCAUUAGUCUUCA
This is a messenger RNA of Rhododendron vialii, 2761 nucleotides long. RefSeq names its product lysine-specific histone demethylase 1 homolog 1. NCBI's taxonomy places the organism in Eukaryota, Viridiplantae, Streptophyta, Magnoliopsida, Ericales, Ericaceae. Bases 124 to 2493 code for a protein of 789 amino acids. The record is from RefSeq and is a predicted model, not a curated record. Gene Ontology annotation, molecular function: oxidoreductase activity; protein binding. Gene Ontology annotation, cellular component: nucleus. The transcript has a single exon.